AUGGAGAGGCCAAAAAUAACGCCGUGGAAGGACCUUUCCCAGCUUGUCUCAGUUCGAGAGCAGUUCUAUCGCAAGUCAGACGAUGACGAAGAUUGCCGGGCCAAGGCUUGUUCGUUGGUCUGGGUAUGGAAGCUCAGAGGAAAUCUACCACAUGCAGUCGAAGCUACUGCACUGCUGACGGACGCGAUAUUACACGACGACCCGGACAAGAAUUCCAUAUUUUCGAUUCGUGCUGCCUACUCUCUAGCUUUCUGCAGAUUUGUAACUGGUUUGGUUGAUUCAAAGCUCCAUGGACGAAAACAGUCCAUGUAUCAAAAGGCAAUGGCCGUUGGUGUACCGGCUUCAUUUGUAGAGCUACGCCAUGAAGCUACUCAUAGGGACUUACCGUCUCUUGUGGUUCUGAGAGAUGCUGCUACACGGUCAAUGAACUGGCUCUGGGAAUUCUACUGGGAUAAGAUUGACGAUGGCAGCCGCUGCAUAUGUGAACCCUUCCCGGAGGAUGAGCCAGAACUCAACGAUGAUGAGAAAUCAGACAUCUUGCUGCAGAGCCUAACCUUUCUGCUUCGCCCGCUCAUCGACUAUAUUUAUACAACAGCCGGAAUUCGUGAACACCGGAACCGAAGAAAACAGCAGCCAGGAGUUAAAGAGGACGCCAUUCGAAACAUCGUUGCACUAUGUCGUAAGGAGAAAUUGGCUGGAGCCCAGCUGGUAGAGAUCUUAAUAGAUCGGGAUGUUGGUCACCUCAGUUCAUGCGGUUACGGAAAGGAUGACACGGAAGCUGAGGAGGAAGAUGAGGCACUAUUCGUUGUUUGGGAUGAUGUAUUAAAGGAGUUAUCCCGUUCCUACGAACCGUUCCUUACUUUGUUAGUGGAAGGGAUGACAGCCGUCUUAGUCUCCGCCGAUGCAGACAAUUUCUUGGAUGUUGAGGAUUGGGGUGACCUAAUAGGAGAAACCUUCGAGGAAGAACUAUUCCAGUGGCUGGAACAUAUCCUUACUGACGACGCGUGGGCGUCACUACGCAAUCAAUACCUUGUCCCAACUCACGCUAGAGCUAUCUGCCUUGAAUCAGGCUCAGCCGAAGGAUUCUGGGCUUCAGAGAUAAGCGAGAUAUUGCCGGGCGCUUAUAUUCCUCGUAAAACUGAAAACUACACACCGUCCGGCGCUCCAGACCCCUCGAUUGACCAAAACCCGGACAUAGCUGUGUUACAGAACUACGGGUGGGAUUUUGGACAGGCGAUAUCAUGCAGGUCGAUAGGGGCCAGUAUAGACCCCUGA
Messenger RNA from Trichophyton rubrum CBS 118892, 1275 nucleotides. Its product is annotated as rRNA-processing protein LAS1. Lineage: Eukaryota; Fungi; Ascomycota; Eurotiomycetes; Onygenales; Arthrodermataceae. Gene Ontology annotation, biological process: maturation of 5.8S rRNA; maturation of LSU-rRNA. The transcript has 4 exons. Gene Ontology annotation, cellular component: preribosome, large subunit precursor; Las1 complex. The coding region runs from base 1 to 1275 and encodes 424 amino acids. Gene Ontology annotation, molecular function: endonuclease activity. The record is from RefSeq and is a predicted model, not a curated record.